AUGGGUUCGGUGUUUUGGACAUCAUUGCUGCUGGUGAUUCUUUUCUAUCUCUUCGGCGUCCUCAACACCCAAAUUGUCACAGACCAUUGCCGGGCUCUGAAGUACGCAAGCGUUCCUACGGAGUGCAACCCGGAGCUGCUGAGAUUUUGGGCCAGCGUGCCACAAUCCAUGUUGACGUUGUUCUUGUCCGUCACGAAUGGCAUUGGUUGGGAUGAAGCCCUCCAGCCUCUUUAUGGGGUAUCCACCGUCGCCAUUAUGAGCUUGAUUCUCUACAUUGUCAUCACAGUGCUAGCGGUGCUAAAUACUGUUACUGGGGUAUUCUGCAAUAUGGCAAUCGAGAGUGCUCGAGCUGACAAGGAGAUGGCCACAAUGCGUCAAAUGCAAAAGCACGAGGCACAAGUGGAUGCUUUACGAGGUGUUUUCGAAGAGAUCAAUCCAGACCAGGAUGGCAUGAGCGUCAUCAGCCUUGAGGAGUUGAAG
Messenger RNA from Symbiodinium pilosum, 480 nucleotides. NCBI's taxonomy places the organism in Eukaryota, Dinophyceae, Suessiales, Symbiodiniaceae. The record is from the annotation of a GenBank genome assembly.